Molecule: messenger RNA, 2464 nt
Organism: Physeter macrocephalus (sperm whale)
Lineage: Eukaryota; Metazoa; Chordata; Mammalia; Artiodactyla; Physeteridae
Product: organic anion transporter 7
Exons: 10
Coding region: 202-1860 (552 amino acids)
Biological process (GO): transmembrane transport
Molecular function (GO): transmembrane transporter activity
Source: RefSeq, a predicted model, not a curated record
GUUACCGACCUGAUCCCCAAACAAGUUGGAGAAAUAGCUUCUAUGGCCUUGCUAUGAAGGUGAGACAGGGCCCAUUGAGCUAACACUGAGAUCAGAAGCAGUACACACUUAGUGUGUGACAUAGUGAAAGGAAACUUUUUCUCCCUUUGAACUUCUCUAAAUAGUCAUUUUGCCUCCCCUUGGGGAUCACUUCUCAGCUCAAUGGCCUUUCAGGACCUCCUGGAUCAAGUUGGAAGCCUGGGGAGAUUCCAGAUCCUUCAGAUGGUUUUCCUUUGUAUCUCCAGCCUCAUAGUGUACCCUCAUAUUCUAUUGGAGAACUUCACUGCAGCUGUUCCUGGUCAUCGCUGCUGGGUUCACAUCCUUGACAAUGACACUGACUCUGCUAAUGGCACUGGGACCCUCAGCCAAGACACCCUCCUGAGAAUCUCCAUCCCACUGGACUCAAACCUGAGGCCAGAGAAGUGUCGUCGCUUCCUCCUCCCCCAGUGGCAGCUCCUUCACCUGAACGGGACCUUCCCCAACAUGAGUGACCUGGACACAGAACCCUGUGUGGAUGGCUGGGUGUAUGACCAAAGCUCCUUCUCCUCCACUGUCGUGACUGAGUGGGACCUGGUAUGUGAAUCUCAGUCACUAAAAUCAAUGGUCAAAUUCUUAUUCAUGGCUGGAAUGCUGGGGGGAAGCAUCAUAUAUGGCCAUUUAUCAGACAGGUUUGGGAGGAGGUUAAUGCUCAGAUGGUGUUUGCUCCAGCUCGCCAUUACUGACACCUGUGCAGCCUUUGCUCCCACCUUCCUCAUUUACUGCUCCCUACGCUUCUUGGCUGGGUUUUCUACCAUGAACAUCCUGACAAAUAUUUCUGUGCUUAUUGUAGAAUGGACAGUGCCCCGAUUCCAAGUCAUGGGAAUGACCAUGUCAAUCUGUGCUGCUUGCAUAGGACAGAUCGCCCUAGGAGGACUAGCUUUUGCCAUUCGAGACUGGCACACCCUUCAGCUGGUGUUUUCUGUACCAUUAUUUGUCUUCUUUCUUUCCUCAAGGUGGCUGGCAGAGUCUGCUCGGUGGCUAAUUAUCACCAACAAACCCGAGGAGGGCUUAAAGGAACUUAGAAAAGCUGCUCAUAAGAAUGGAAGGAAGAAUGCUGGAGACGCUCUAACCAUGGAGGUUGUGAGAUCCAUCCUGCAGGAAGAGCUGGAGGCCGCACAGACCAAACCUUCUGUGCUUGACUUGUUCCGCACACCCAGCCUGCGUAAGAGAAUCUGUCUCCUGUCCUUUGUGAGAUUUGCAAACUUCAUGUCCUUUUUUGGCCUGAUUCUCCACCUCCAGUACAUGGGGAGCAAUGUUUUCCUGUUCCAGGUUCUUUUUGGUGCAGUCAACCUCCCAGCCAAUUAUGUUGCGUUUUUGGCACUGAAUCACCUGGGCCGUCAAGUAAGCCAGACGCUCUUCAUGUUUCUCCUUGGAGUCUCCAUUCUGGCCAUCACAUUUGCGCCUCAAGAAAUACAGACCUUGCGUGUGGCUUUGUCAACUUUGGGAAUAGCUGUUUCUUCUACGGCUCUCAUGUGUUCUUUUGUCCAUGGAAAUGAACUAGUCCCCACCAUUAUCAGGGUAACAGCCUCAGGAUUCAUGGGAAUUGCUUCUAAUAUUGGGGCAGCCCUGGCUCCCCUCUUGAUGAUCCUAACAGUAUAUUCUCCCCACCUACCCUGGAUCAUCUAUGGAGUCUGCUCCAUCCUCGCUGGCCUUGUUGUUCCACUCCUUCCUGAAACCAGGAAUAAGCCUCUGCCUGACUCUAUCCAGGAUGUGGAAAAGGAGAGAAAAGGCUCAAGAAAAGCAAAGCAGGAAGAUACCUCCAUGAAACUGACACAGUUUUAAAGGAUUCCAGAAACUAAUUGCUAAUCAAAGAGCAAGAGAAACAAGAAAAAUUGGGAUCAUUCCCAGAUACUGGCAAAAUUUGGAAAACAAAUAAAUUAAAAGAUAUAAAGGAAAAAUGGACCCCAUUUACAAUUGCAGUUCUAAAUAACUAUACAUAAAAUGCCUAUGACUAAUCAUAAUAAGAAGUGUGAGGAAAGUCAUAAUACUUUAAAAGGGAUCAUAAUAAAAUAUGUGUAUAAUUGUAGAACCCUAGGAAGAUAGAAUAGUAUUUAAAACAUUGAUUCUGCUUUAAUUAAUGACUGAGUAAUUGAUGUAAUAAUUACUUUGGGGACAAUUUGAAAAAGUUCCAAAUAUAUCUACAAAUUAAUUAUAGACAAGAUCCAGAAAAAUGAAGUUUAUGGAGGGAAGGUGGUGCAAGUAUUUGGGGCAGCAUACGCUGAAAUGAAAUGCAGAUGCAUUUACAAAUCAAAAGAAGUCCAGUAUGAGAUGGUGGUGUGUAGAACACUUAAAAUUUGAUAACUUGGGCAUCAUAAAUCACUGGUAGAAAAAAAUGAUUAUGUAAUAAAUAUCAUUAACUAACUUUAGAAAUAAAUGACUAAUAAUU